UCCCGUGUUGUCCGCCAAGCGUCUCUGGGUUUUGUUUCAAUGGGAAGAACAAGUGACAAAAUGAAACGGCGGACUCAUUUAAUCACUGCUAUUUAAUGACCCAGAGCCACCCAUUCGUCUAAUAGCCGAAUGUGAUAUCGCUGCGUGUCAGAGAGACGGGUGCCGUGGACUGGAGCUGAAGUCAAGGCUGCUUUUGUGGCAGCAUCCGUGAUUAAGAUUUCCAGGCAGCGCAACAGCCAUGUUGACCUUCUGCUGUUAUAGUCACACAACCUCCAGAUUUUUUUGGUCACCGGCCAUCUUGGUCUUGCUCCUACUGCAUUGUCUAGUAGCAGCUCAGGACGAUGUUCAGACCCAGUCCUCCACCCAGGUGCUCAAAGACUUGUUGGCACGCCAUGGAGAAAACAGCACUAUCACUGUGCCACAGCUGCGUUCUCUCCUGGCCCUUCUGAGCCAGGGCCAAAGCGACGGCAACGCCCACGAGGGACACAAAGAUGUGAGCAUGACGACAACUCCCCCUAAAUUGAACAAAUCCAAGUGCUUGCCCGAGGCUACAUUGGCCAUCUACAGCAUGGAUGAGCAGUCUCGUCUCGAUGGGAUUGGGUUGCAGGAGUUGUGCCCCACCAUGCUGCAGCAACUGGAUGCCGGUGCGUGCCAUGACCUCAACCUAGACGACCUGAGCACCGAUGCCUCGCCAAGGCCUACUGAUGCUGAAGUGUGGGGCUAUGGAUUCCUGAGCGUGACACUCAUCUCGCUGUGCUCGCUGUUGGGGGCCUGCGUGGUGCCCUUCAUGAAGAAAACCUUUUACAAGCGCCUGCUACUCUUCUUCAUUGCCCUGGCCAUCGGCACGCUGUACUCCAAUGCCCUUUUUCAGCUCAUCCCAGAGGCCUUUGGCUUUGAUCCUAUGGUCAACUUCUAUGUGUCCAAGUCUGCAAUGGUGUUUGGAGGCUUUUAUCUCUUCUUCUUCACCGAGAAGAUCCUCAAGAUGCUCCUCAAACAGAAGCACACAGGUCACGGCCACAGUCAUUACUCCAGCGGCAAGCACUACUCUGCACCCGACAGAGACAUGGAGGAGGGUGAAAAGGUGCAACAGAAUGGGGAGAUCAGCAGUGGCCAUGCUGUGGGAAAAAUAGACGCUGACGAGGGCGAGCACAUGCUGCGCCCCUCACAAACACCACAGGACUCGCAGAAUGUGGAUGGUGGCGGGGGACGGGCCAGCAGAACCGCGGGCAGCUGCUAUUGGCUCAAAGGGACACCGUACUCUGACAUCGGCACACUAGCCUGGAUGAUCACGUUGAGCGAUGGCCUGCACAAUUUCAUCGAUGGCCUUGCCAUCGGCGCCUCCUUCACUGCCUCAGUCUUUCAGGGCAUCAGCACAUCGGUGGCAAUUUUGUGUGAGGAGUUCCCCCACGAGCUUGGUGACUUUGUAAUUCUGCUGAAUGCUGGCAUGAGCAUCCAGCAGGCGCUCUUCUUCAACUUUGUAUCUGCUUGCUGCUGCUACCUGGGGAUGGCCUUUGGUAUCCUGGCUGGAAACAGCUUCUCCCCCAACUGGAUCUUCGCCUUGGCGGGGGGGAUGUUCCUCUACAUUUCUCUGGCAGACAUGUUUCCCGAGAUGAACGAGGUCAGUCGCGAGGAGGAAGACGCCGGCGGCAGCAGCUUCCUGAUCACCUUCGCCAUUCAGAACGCUGGCCUGUUGACGGGCUUCUCCAUCAUGCUGCUGCUCACCACCUACUCUGGAGAGAUCCAGCUGGUUUAGCCGGUAUUUUGGCUCCCGGAUAUCAUGUGACUAACGACGGUGAACUUUCAGAAUGUGAGCGAAAGGUCUGGUUUCUGCUAAAUUCUUCCUUUCCUUUGUCUUGGGUUUCAAAACUCCCCCCCCCUACGUGAUGAAGAGGAGAUGCAUCAGAUCCUCUCCCAUCGCUAAAACUAUCGUAAAACUCUCUUCAUUUGUCAGCAAACAGUGGUCAAUAGGUUAAAAAUUUAAAGCGAUGAAGUCAUCCAAAGAUCAGAAAAGUUUCUCCUCAUUGCUUUUAAUUCUACUUUUAAAAGGUUAAAUGGCUUAGUAGCUAAUGCUAAUUGUGCUAUCAAAGCAGUAUCAACUUGUAUGGAUUUGAAGUCCUUCUCAGUGACUCUAUGUGCGUAUGCGUGUGUGGCGUGCGCGCCCCGCUUACAUGUGUAUUUGUGUGUUUUCACCAGGUGUUUAUAUGGAUGCCACAAUUGAGUAAAUAUAGCAAUUGAAAUCUAAAUUUAUUCAAAUUUAAAUAGUUCAUGUGCUUUUCCAUUUAAUUAAUUACAGGUUGCAGGCUUAAUUGGACUAUUUACGAAUUCUUUUCCCCAUCAAAUUAAUGGAAAAUGUAAUAUACAGGAAUAUUUUUGUAUUCAAUCUAAUUGUCACAGUUAUGGAUUUAUCAUAUGUAUUAUACUAUAAACCAUAACGUGGCACAAUUUACUAAAUUACAAAAUGAUGUAAUUCAUUAAUUUGUAUUCAUAAUUCUAUCAAUAUUUUUAAAUCAUUGUAAAGACUACAAAUAUUACCUCAUUAUAGUAAUUAACAUAAUACAUAAGGCAAUUGAAUAAAAUCAGAUUUAUAUCAUGAGUUUACUCCCAUAAUAUUAUUAAUGAAUGUAUCAAAGGUCUAAUCCAGAGGACCUGUAUUUUAUUUGUCUAUCAUACAAAUGUAGCUAAAAUUUCGAUAAAAAAUAUUUUAAAAAUUCUGAACACAACAGAAAUUAAAUAAAUUAGCGUCAGUCAGUCUCAAGAUUUUGUUCAAAAUGUCACUUAGAUCCGUCAAGUUCCGUAACUCCCCAGAAUGUGAGAUCACAUGUAGACAAAAUUUAGCCAGAGAGUGAAAAAGCUAGGAAAGAAUGUGAGGAAGUGUCCUGUAUACUGCUGUUCAGCGUCAAACGCUGCUUACGUGAAUGACCGAAAGAUGAACAGGUAGACAGGUUAUGGACCAGGUUUGUGAAGACAAAGUGGGCGCAUUGGACUUACAAAUCAAAGUGGACAGUAAAAUGUUCCAAGCAUUUCAUGGAGGAUUGCUUUGAAAACUAGGUACAGCGUUCACUUGGCUUCGGUAGCAAAUAAGUACGUACGUGUUCAAUUGUUUAGUAUUGACAAGUAUCUACCUCGUUUUAAAUGUAAGUACAAUACUGAUACUGAGAUAUAUGUCAGCUAAUAUCCGCAUCCAUGUGAUGUUUAGGAGCUGAUGAAAUUUGGACACUCUAUAAAGUUAGUGUAAUGUUGACACUGAGGUCUUCCUGAAAUUCGACUACGGCAGUGUGUGCUCUCAAGUGUUAGGUGCAUUAUUUAAAAUGUGUUAAAUGCAUGUAAAUAACGCAAAGAAUGGCCUAUAAACGUGAUCUUUAAAUGCAGAACGAAACCGAAGGUUUCGAUUUUUGUUUUAUGCCGACUCAGUUGCUAGUACAACAACGACAAACGAUUCACUGUUGUGUGUAAGCAGCAGCAGAUGUUGAAAAGUGUUUGAAUUAGAUUAUUUCGUCAACAAGAUGUAGAAUUCUUGAGGCACCUACCAGUCUGUGCUUUGGGUGCGAAGUUCCACGUCAACUGCGUCACAUCUCGCCGAAUCCUAUCUUGUGUUGUAUUCGUCAACUCAAAUUCAAACAUAUAUGGUUUAUUUACACCUGCAUGGGAUAUUUUUCAAACAUGGGAGGGAUUAGAAAAUUCCUCCUCUUCAGUUCCCAUCUCUUCCACAGAGCAUUCCAUAAAAACUUCAUCACUGCUGUCUAUCUCCUCUAGAUCUCACUCACAGCUUGUAUGAUUCUUUACUGGGGUUGUCUAGAUGUGAUGUCACACUGAAGCAGCUUCUACUGAGCCUCGGUUUGAAACAGCCAUCGGAGGCAUUCAGAUUACAAAACACGUGCACUUUGGCACUAAUUUAUUUCAUUUCUGUUGUGUUGAGAAUUUUUUAAAUAUUUUUUAAGGAAAAAUCUGUUUGUGUGAUACAUAAAUAAAAUAUAGGUCCUCUGGAUUAGACCUUUUAAAAUGUGAACGACUCCUUUCAUGUAGUGAGGUCCCCAUUCAUUUGGGGCCAUAUUCUCAUUUGUGCUAAGUCAUUUUUUGCUACGCACCUGGCCUUCAUACCUUCAAACGAUGUGCAUUCUCCUGCAAUGACUUCUAAGGUCCAAUACAACAAAUAUUGUAUUUCCUGGAGCGUGGCGUUUUCCUGAAAUGUGAAUGCCAUUUAAAUUUAUUUGGAAAAUGUAUCAGUAGUGCUGUCAUGAUUGCAUCUCCUUGCAAUCGAUUAUUCUCUGGAUAAUUUUGUCGAGGAACUGAUGUGGGUUUUUUUUUUUUUUUUUAA
This is a messenger RNA of Syngnathoides biaculeatus (alligator pipefish), 4315 nucleotides long. RefSeq names its product solute carrier family 39 member 14 (gene slc39a14). The coding region runs from base 239 to 1753 and encodes 504 amino acids. The record is from RefSeq and is a predicted model, not a curated record. The transcript is spliced from 9 exons. Gene Ontology annotation, molecular function: zinc ion transmembrane transporter activity. NCBI's taxonomy places the organism in Eukaryota, Metazoa, Chordata, Actinopteri, Syngnathiformes, Syngnathidae. Gene Ontology annotation, biological process: zinc ion import across plasma membrane; intracellular zinc ion homeostasis. Gene Ontology annotation, cellular component: membrane.